GUAGGGUAGUUGUUCCAAAAUGUCGGACGAAGUGAAUAUAAAUUCCAACGAAAGAACCCUUGAUACAGUCGAGUUUUCCUUGAGACAACCAAAAUAUGACCAAGUUAGUGUUUGCAGAUAUUUUGAUUUUCUUAAAUUUACAGCUUUUUACUCAGGCAUCAGACAUUUACGGAUUUACCAAUCACUAUCAUGUACUCUAUUCAGCUAUUGUACUGUAUUAUUACUAUUAACAAUAUAAACAGACUAGCAGGUUUAAUUAUAAUUUUGUGUUGGAAAUUAAUAUGAAAUUAUCAAUUAUGCAGUAAAUGAGCAUUCAAUUUUUUACAUUUUUAGAACACGUUUUGGGGAAGAUACAGGAGAUGUUUAGAUAUUAUUGAUCCCAGGACGCUGCUAGUCAGCAAGGUGUGGUACAUACAAGCAAAACAACCGAAACCUAUCUUGCAGUUGCCUACUGUCAGACAUUCCAACCACUGGAACUAAAAAUUAGGGACUCUGCUCAGUGAGUUCCAAAGCCAGAAAGAGAGGGUCUAGUUCUUCUCGGAAAAUAAUGAAAAUUAAGUCUUCUGAAAUGACAUUGCACCCAUAUUUUGGGAAUAUGUAAUUAUUACAAGUAAAAUGAUCCUAUAAAUUGUCACAAAGUAACUUCAUAAAAAAACUUCAUAAACUUUGCUAAAAACAGUAUUUUUUAUGAUUUUUUGAUGAUAUUCCCUGAAUACUUUGAAAAAUCAGCAGAAUUUGAUAAAAAUUGGGAGAUUGCAUGAAUUUUCAGGCGAUACCCGGCCUGGGAAAAUUGGGAGAAUUGGAAUGUUUGCUAUUGUGGCUCCAAUUUCCAGCAACAGUUUGUUUCGAGGUGAUGCCAAUAAAACUUGGCAUCCAGUUUUGUAAUCUCUUAACAACAACACCUACUAUUCACCAUAUUAACUCAUCACCCACAACAAACACCUGUGAGUUGGCCAAACCACAGCAUCAGCACCAUGUCAGAAGCAAAAUGCCUUGGGAAUAACAUGUUUUACUUUAUGUACACUGCUAAAAUAUAGCUAUAUUUGGAGAACUUGGACUAUGCUUUAUGUCCUAAUGAAAAAGAUUACAUACAUAUUUAUAACACCAUGCAAAUACAGAUGGUAUUACCACCACUGUACCAUCCAGGUGCUACCUACACUACUACUGACCCUAUCUCAAAUAUAAAUAACAUCACAAUCAACCAGAGAUGAUUGACACCACUAAUUUAUCAACAUCAGUGCUGUUGGCAUCACUAUGAUAUCUAGCUAUUCUGAUCAGUGAUUCUGAUGCUCAUUUACAAUGACCAUCAUAAUCUUCCAAAUUAUUGCAAUCACCAUUAUCACUAUUACCAUAACUGCUGCAGCUGAUAAUCAUGAUCAUAUUAACAUCAUUGUGACUGUAAUCUGGAAUAUGAUUCCCUUACCAGCACCAAUAGUGAUUUGCAUGCCUGCAAACAAUUUUGGUACAUUAUCCAUUCAAUUUUGCAGUACUGCUUUGUCAAUAACUAUAUCAGGAACAAAAUUCUAAUCACCAUUGUCAUCAGUUAAUUAUAUGUUACCACUGGACAAAAUAUGACUACCUUUACUGACUACCUACUAACCUACCAUUUGUGAUUGAUACACAUACAAUUUGUAUAUGUAAUCUUUCAACUAAUUAAGCUGCAUUGCACCCUAGGCUUUCAAUUGCAAAUUCAAGUGGAGAAUGUUGAACCUUACAGGUUAUAACUCUACCUGUACUUUUUAGGAAAAAGAACAAGAUUGUCUAAAGCUCCUAGAUGCAUAUAAACAUAACAAACUACCUCCUGAUGUGACCUCAGACCAAGUAUACACUGUUAAUUAAUGUUUUCUCAUUAUAUAAAUUAAUUAACUAUGAUGCAUAUUUUAAAUACUUAGCUGUAAGUCAAUUUUAACUUUAUAUAGUUAUGGGAAGCCAGAAAGAUUAAGGAGGUUGGUGAAUUUAAUUGUUAUUGUUGGUCAAUGUAAAAUAUGAUUCAAUAAAAUUUUCUUUAUAAUAUGAAAUUUUAUUAAGGAUUUUUACAUGGUGCAAUUUGCUGGACAAGUUCCAACUAGGUUUUGCUCAAUGUUAAUGACAAAUAUUUUUAGUUAACUGGUGAUAUAGUCCGAUGAUUUUUACCAUGCUUUCUUGAAAUAUCAUUCAUGUAGAAUGUCCUAAUAAAUUGCAAAAUAUAAUUGGCAUCAACGUAGUUGAGUAAUUUUAUCACUAGCCUCUUGAUUUGUGCAGAUGAUAAUGUAGUUAAAACUGAUCUUUUAUAUGCUAGGCUAUAUUUCAUCCUGAUACAAAUGAAAAGAUAUUCAUGCCAUUUCGCAUGGCAGGUAAGGAAAAAUCACCCACUAAGUAUUGUAUUUCAUGCAUGCACCUAUUUUUAAACUUUGUUAGAUUGCAUUAUUCUAUUUAUAUUGUAGUUCUUUCUUGUUUAAGGGUUUGUGCCAUUUGGAACUAUUACAGUAAGUAUCUAAUUGUCAUGUGUGAAGAUACCUAAAACCACAUUUUUUGUGUUUUGUAACUGUGUAAAAUGGUAUUUUAGGUUGUUGGAAUGUUGUUACCUGCCCCAACCUUAUCAACUGUUGUAUUUUGGCAGGUAUGGACUAUGGACAGUGUAUCAAUUGAAUUUUACUUUAAAUUAAACAUUCAAUUGCGCUGCUGCUAUGUUCCUCUAAAAAUUUAUUGACUUGAUUCUUUCUUUCAUUUUUUUCCUCUUGGUAAUAGUGGUUAAAUCAGAGUCACAAUGCUGCAGUAAAUUACUCAAACAGAAACGCUACUAAGGUUAUCAAAGUUUUUCCUUGUUUCCUCAAACUUCAUGUUCCUAAUUAAUAGAAGAAUAUAUUUAAUUGUUACAUGAAUCACUUUUGCAGCCUACACCAACCAGCAGGUUUAUUCUCAGUUAUGUAACGGCCAUUACGAGUGCUGUAUCCAUUGCUGUUGGCUUGACAGUUUUUGUUCAAAAAGCAAAAAUUUUUUCUCCUCAAGUUAGAAGAUCAUUGCAGAGAUUGAUUGCUUUCCCCGCAACAGGUAAUUAAACACACUUUUUAAGCCCACUUUUAACGCCCUGUAUAUUAUGAUCUUACAACAUAUUUACUACGUAUCGUAUAUUUAUUCAGCAAGUGCAAACAUCUGCAACGUGUUAGCAAUGAGGAGUAACGAACUUAUUGAAGGUGUUGAAUUGGUCGACAGUGAAGGCAACGUGAAAGGGACAUCGAAAAUUGCAGCGAAACGGGUAGGGAAGAUUUUAUCAUAAUUACUUUGCCCACGAGACUCCCACGAUUAGGUUUUCUUAAGAGUAAAUCACGUUUUUGUGUUCAUGUUGCCUCUUGGCGAUGCCAAUAACAGUGUUGAAUUUCAAAAUUGUUGUACAAUAUUACUGUAUUCAGUUGUAAUAUCUUGUGUAAAGCCACUCAAAAGUCUCAAACGUGGGUUCGCCUUGAACUUUUCUCACGGCGAAAAACUACGUAUACAAUCACUCGUCUUCGUCUCGUGUUUUCAAUAUCCUGCUAGUAUCAAUCAAUCAAUGUCAAGAGUAUUCACCUAAAUGCGUGACAGGAGAACAUGAUUAGCGGCUAAAGCGAUUUGUGGCGCUGGUUUUACGGUUUGAAAUAGCUUGAGUCUCGCUUUAUGUGUUCCUUAAAUCAAUAAAUUGAAAUGCUGUGUUUUUAUUACUAGGCAAUAUUUGAAACUAUUAUCACCAGAGUAUUUCUAUCUGGCACGGUUCUUUGUACUCCUGCAUUUGUCAUGACUGCAUUGGAAAGGUAAAAGAGUUGAGUAGACUUUUGAAAAAAAAUUUGAACAUCUCACUUACAAAUGAAUUUUAAUUAUUACUAUUUUUAUUAGGACAAAAUUCCUAAGGAGGAAUCCUCGAUUUACUUUACCAAUUCAAGCUAUCGUCUGCGUUUUAUCGUUUGGUAUUGCUCUGCCUUUUGCAAUCGCUUUGUUUCCUCAAAUGUCUCAGGUAAGAAAUCCUUUGUGUUAUUUCUGUUUCUGCCUUUCUAUUUUCUCUACCACCUGACAUUUUUUGGGUUGGUGCUAACCUGGUCAAGGGCGUAGAGGGCACCUGCAAUGUGUAGGUGGUGCAAAACUCUGGUUUUUCUUGAACUUCAAAAGUCACGUUCAGUAUCUCGCAUAGUACACGGCAAUGUGUAAUGCUGAUCAAAAUUCGGUUUGAAAAACGUGCGUGAAAAUCAGUGCAGUGGACAACGAUGAUGUGUUGUUGAUGCUAAAAUUGUCACUUAUAUAAGCUUGAUUUUCAUUGGCUCGUGGCUGACCUGAUCAAGUGAUAGUCACUAAUGUGAAAUAGUGUGCAUUAACUCUGCCAUUUAAUUUUAUGCUGUAUGCAAAUCAGGCUGCAGAUUGCAGAUUCAUACUUAAUAACAUCAGUCACCGUGACAUCACGAGCAAAUCAUGGCAAGCCGGCGGACUUUAAGAUUGACUUUGACCGCGUUUGAUACGCUUCUGCCUGUGUCAAUCAAAACGGCAUCCAAUUCACUCUCGAAUGGUCAUGUUUCAGCUCUCAAAUGCCAAGAAACAGACUGAAAGUAAAUGAUCUAUUUAUAGUAAACAAACAAAUUGUGCUUGUGCCAAAUUUCAAGUGCUGUGGAAUUUUUAUUGUAAAAAUAAUGGAAUAAUAGAGAAGCAUACUUGGGCCCGCCCUGAGCCUACGCGCACGUCUAUACUCCGAAAACAUGGAUAUUUGGGACUUUUUCCGGCAUAUAGGCCUUACUGCCUCCCUGGUGAAAAAAUCCUGCGUACGGCCCUGUGACCAAGUCGUGAUCAUCGAUCUAUAUUGGCCUUUCUGUGCUGUUUGCAAAUAAGUCCUUACAGAUUACAUAGAUCUGUAUAUAUAUAAUAUCUGCUACUACGACGGUGCGACCAAUUGGAGUUUAAAUGGACGCCAGACGUUCAUGUUUAUGUGUAUACGAAAACACACUUUUAAAACAGCGCAUAGCAAUUUUCAGCAACGGAACAAAUAUCAUUGACAUGUAAAUUGUUUGCUAUUAAUAAAAGUGGCAUGGGAUGACUUGACUUUUGUAAGCAAAUUAAAGCAAGUGAUUUCCACUUGAAAUUGAGUGAUUUCCAUGGUGAUAAAGUAGGCAACGAUUUGCUCGGUCGAUUUCUUAGUGUUUUGCAUGCAAUCGCACACACAGAGAAUGACUUGAAGUACGUUGAAAAUUUUUGAAUCCAAAAAUAUUGUCGACGUCACUUAUCUUGGUUUUCACAGACAGCGCAUGCAUAAGCGAAAAAGAGCAUGGACGUCCUCCUUAGGCUGACAAGCGAAGCUGAUUGAAUUUCCUUUCGUUUUGUCCUAGCUUGUUCUCUUCAAAAAACCUACUUGAUAUUGUUCUGGAAUGUUUUGAUACAAGAACUCAGAUCAUUAAAAAACCAGAGAGUUUGUACAGCGAUAAACUGGAGAUCCUGCUCUGGAGGGGGGAUGGGUGGGGGAGGGGGCGAGUUUGUGUUCCCGUGUUCACUUGAUAGGUUUCCCUCUGUUCCCCACAUUAGAUAUUCACCAUGUCCAUGUUCUCUUGUUUCUACAGCUUACAUGUUCCCUAAUGUUCCUUACAUGUUCUGUUUUGUUAUUGUGUUCCCAUUGCAAAAUGGGAACGCAAUUUUUGUAUUCGAGCCAAACCAUGCAUCAUUAUAAAUUUUAUUUGCCUCUUUAAAGCACUUAUCCUAGUAGCCCUUGAGGCAAUAGUCAGUGAAUUCAGAUAAAACACCAAAAGCGACUUCCAACGUUUUAACUGUGGACCGUCAUGGUUAUGAACCGCGCAAAUGAUGUAAAUAACGUGUCGGUUUGAACCACUACCCCGUCUACGGCGUACUAGAAUGCUCAAGGAACACUCAUAGGGCGCUUUCCAUUUACUGGUCUGACCGGUCAGACCCGAAUUCUUUUCUCUGUAUCAAUGGAAAGAUCUGGUCUAUGUUUCUCAAAUAUCUAGCGAAAAUGGACCUCAUUCUAAUGUUAUCUAAAUUUUCCAGUCAGAUAGGUCCGAAGCCCAAAUGUUUUGUGUUUCAUUCAACAAUUUGACCGUUCUGACCGGUUUGGCCGUGUUAAAGGAAAGCGCCCUAGUCGCCUUUGUCUUGAAGUAAAAUUCCAUUGUUGAUGUUCAAACGGGCCCAGCGAUAUUACAUCGGCAUGCAGCAAUGUUGUUGGGUUAAAAAUGUUGAACUGGUUUAAAGUGUCUUUACGUCGUAUACCACAUUGCAUUUAGCCUGCUCACAGCCCAAAAUUUAGCACCAAAUUCGAUUGGGCUGCGAGCAGGCUACAUUGCAUUCGCAUGUUGCUUUUUUUUUCAGAUUGAUGUGAAAGAUACGGAGCCAGAGAUCCAAAAUAACUGCAAUGAAUUAAUUUUACAUUACAACAAGGGGCUAUAAGCAAGUAUUAGUCACUGAUCUAAUAGUCUACUAUUAGAUCUGUGGUAUUAGUAAUAGAAUAAAUAAUUUAAAUAUAGGCAACAAAACAAAUUGAGAGCUUUUCGAAGUUUCCAAAACUAUGUGCGUCAAAGUUGAUAUAUGCUGCGCUGCAAAAGGAAUUGUAACGAUUUUAUUAAUUAUAUAUCGUUUUAAAUCUCUUAGGGACCAUUCAUUAUUUAUGACCAGCCGACCAAGGGUGGGCUGGCAAAAUAGACCUUUCCGGUAAUUACGUCACGACUAACACUGUUUUCAACUUAGGACCACC
Paramuricea clavata is the source of this 6688-nucleotide messenger RNA. The record is from the annotation of a GenBank genome assembly. Lineage: Eukaryota; Metazoa; Cnidaria; Anthozoa; Malacalcyonacea; Plexauridae.